CAUCGCUCUAGCUUGUGAUUGGACGCUGGCGAGCGGGGGCCGGCUCAGCAGCCAAUCCCGCCCUUCGGUGGCCCACCGAAACGCCUCCCGCAUAUCGUACCCUUUAAAUGACGUCACACCCAGUGAACGCGAUACGCACCAAAUUUCUGGACAGUGGUCGGUCAUUGCGGUAAGAAGUAGUAACAAGAAGAGAAGACUGACGCCGUUUCUGGUUAAGCAGACUUUGCUGCCGUCUCCAGCUGACCGGAAUAGUGGUUACUCAAAGCAAUCGUUUGACCUACAGCCAAACAUGGAGAACCCGCCUCCAUACCCAGGCAAUGGCCCGACUGCUCCUGGUUACCCAGCCCAGGGCCCACCACCUCAAGGCUACCCAGGGUAUCCUCAGCAGGGAUACCCUGUGAACAUGGAGCAACCUAACCCAGCUUACCCGAACUACCCUCCCGGACCAAUGGGACCUGGCGGUCCUUAUCCUGGACCAGGACAACCUCCUUAUGGGUAUGCUGGACAGCCUCAGUUUGGCUGGCAGGGUGGACCUCCUCCCGGGCCCAUGUAUGGGGAAGCUCCCAAAAACACAGUGUACGUGGUUGAAGACAGGAGAAGGGAUGACACAGCGGACACAUGCCUGACAGCCUGCUGGACAGCUCUGUGCUGCUGCUGUCUCUGGGACAUGCUGACAUAACGCCAUUCUCCUACUGAUUGACCCCCAUUACCCUCUUGCCCCUAUUUCUGUGCCUCGAAGCCCAUCGCCCUUUCUCCCAUCUGACUUAAACCUUGCACUUCCUCACAAACGCCCCUCUGUUCCCUCCAGAAGUCUUGUAUGUCUGUAAAGCUAUAAAUUACUUCUAUAAAUGAAGUCCUCGCUCCCACAUGGAAGCUUCAUCCCAGUGCUCUACCUUCAUGUGCAACCCUCCACCUUCAUGUGCAACCCUCCACACUGACUGACUGACCUGUCCACGGUUACACAGUUGCUGUCCACGGUUACACAGUAGCAGUUUCUAACAGAGCUUGUAAACAUUACCAAAAUCUCAGGCUCCUUACUAAAAUUGUGCAACAACACACAAGCUACAGAUUUGCACACACAAUAUGGUAGAUGCCAAACAUACAGCAUACUAUGAUCUCAGGCUCAUCCUGCGUGAUUCACUUGGGCACUUUAUAAUGAUUGCCUCUGUAAUAUACUCCUUCCUGUCUUCGUAACCACAUAAAAGCUUUCCUUACUCCUCCCCUUCAGCUAUGCUAUCUGCAAAACUUCAAGGACUCUUACCCAGUAUGAUGAUACCCAAAGGCUGUGAGAACCCCGCUGCAGACAGGGCUGAUGCUUGAAAUGUUUCCCAUCUCAUUUGCACACAAGUCAUUUUAACAAAUGUACGUUUGUCCAUAGGCGGUAAGACAAUAAAUGGAAUGCUCUUA
This is a messenger RNA of Maylandia zebra (zebra mbuna), 1407 nucleotides long. Its product is annotated as cysteine-rich and transmembrane domain-containing protein 1. Gene Ontology annotation, cellular component: extracellular exosome. NCBI's taxonomy places the organism in Eukaryota, Metazoa, Chordata, Actinopteri, Cichliformes, Cichlidae. The record is from RefSeq and is a predicted model, not a curated record.